AGAGAGUGCUCUCCCUCUCCCCUUUCUCCGCCCCUCCUCACGGUUGCGUCGCGUGAAGUUGCUCCGGGACAAGUGGAGCAAAGGCAGCGAGCGGCCGGAGCGGCGUAAAGCGUGAACCCGAGGCGGAGUCGCCGAUCACGGGACGCUGAAUCGGAGAUCAUGUAGCUGCGCGUAGCUCGCAGCGAGUCCGUAGGGCAGGACGCUUUCUUCCGUGAUUCUCUGAGCGUGGGGAAGCGGCUCUAACAACGUUGUCGCAAGCGAGUCCGUUCGCGUUCCAUGACUUCCCCACUCGUUCACACGUUAACAGAAGAUGACAGUAUUAGAAACGGAAGACGCAGAUAAACGCUCGGUUCCUCCCAGAAAGAAGUUCUGCCUGUCCCUGUCAGGUCGCGGACGUGCAAUUCCCAUCGUCGUCCCGCAGCCCCCUCCUACAUCCACGAGAGGGGGCCUUCUGGAUAGAACAGAUUUUUCACUUAGUACAAGCAAAAUGUUGAAUGGCUAUCGAAAUCAGCUGAGCAAUCACCAGGAUGGAAGUUAUGAUACAUCUGGUACUGGUACAGAAGGGUUGAAGAUAGCCACUUUAUGCAAUUUGGGAAACACCUGCUUCCUCAAUAGUGUAUUAUAUACUUUAAGAUUUGCGCCUUCCUUUCUACACAAUUUACAUCAUCUAGCCACUGAUUUGUCUAAUCUAAAUGACAAGCAGCUUCAGAUGAAAGCCAAAUCUUCCUCAUUAGGCAGAACCGGUGUAUCACUGACAUCCAGCAGUAGUCGUAGCUGGAGCAGUAAAGAUCUAUUAGCAUUAGCUGGUCCAACCACAGAAGCCAGUAAGCCGCGUAUUCAAAUAGCCACUGAGAGAUUGCAUGAGCUUUUUAUGGCACUGCGAGCAUCAGAGAUGAAAGAAAACAGCGAGCCAUAUCAACCAGAUGCCUUUUUACAAGCUCUUAGAGAAGUGAAUCCGAUAUUUGAGGGUAAUCAGCAGCAGGAUGCUCAUGAACUUUUGGUCUGCUUGCUCGACAACAUAAGAGAGACCUUCCAACUGUUAGUCAGACACAGAGAGAGUCAAUUUGGUCAGAGCAACGGCGGCUUUCCUGGAGAAUUCACUACAACUCACUCGGGGUCAGACGUGCAAUCAGAGAGCAGCUCCACCUCUGGGAAGAGGAGCAUUCGUAAGUCCCGAAAGAAAAAGAAGAUUGCGAGCAGAGGGAGCUCGGUGUCUCUCGCGCAGCCAAGCAGCAACGGCGUCGUGGGAUCCACGAAACCAUACGAAAAUGGUCACGCGGAGUUCACCGAGAUUAAUGGUGAGACAGGAAUGCGCAAACCGGAGAGCAAUAAGUGUUUUAUCUCGGAGGACUUUGAAGGUGUCAGCCUAUUGCGUACAACGUGCCUCGAGUGCGAACACGUGACAGAACGGAAGGAGACGUUCUGCGAUAUAUGCGUUCCCAUUGAUAUCGAUCGUACGAAUGAGGAAGAUGAUGAUAGCUUUACAGAUGAAUUGGUGGAUAGCAGUGAGGUAUACAAACGCGCUGUAGUAACUAGUGAACUGCUUUGGGGUAGGGACAAGUACUGGUGUGCACGGUGCUUACGCUAUAAUGAAGCUCGCAGAGCCGUAUGUUUUCCUUCUUUACCCAGACUCCUUAUCUUGCAGUUGAAGAGGUUUUCUACUGCCGCUGGUUCGAUGGAAAAAAUCAAUAAUCAUAUGCCAACGCCAUUUACCUUGCAAUGUUUCUGCGAGGAGUGCAGUAACGACGAGGCCCAUGGGACGACAGCUGGCGGUAGUACGGAAACGCGACACGUGUACAAAUUAUACUCUGUCAUAAUGCAUCAAGGUGCAACAAUGACCGCCGGGCAUUACGUCGCCUACACGCGUUUACCUGACGAAUCCGCGUACGCGGAGUAUUCCCAAUGCGAUCGCGACAAUAAGCGGCAGAAUUCGAGCCAGACAGGCGCCGCGAGCGCGAGCUCAUCGUCGUCGUCGUCUUCGUCAUCCUCUGACAAAACGUCGGGUAUACUCAAGUACUUUAGGAGCAAGCCUAGCGCUAGCGAAAACAAGGAGCAGCCGGUGAAUAGGGUCGGCUGUCGGAGCAUGGACUGUUGCGGUAUCAGACGAAAUAAACAGGGCGCCACUUGGCUGGAAUGCGACGACGAGGCGGUACACGUGAUCCCGCUACGAGAACUCGAAGACAAACUGGCGCCCAACGCGCGGAAUUCCGCUACCCCCUAUCUCCUGUUCUACGUGAGGUCGACGACGUAAGCCGCCGUUUUUCGUCUCUUUCCCUCCGCGCGUUGGAAGUUUAAUAUCAAAAUGUCUUUGUUUGAAAUUCCAAGCGAGACAGCAGCGAGCACACGAUGACAAAAACGGGCCUCUCGUUCUUCCUGUAUUGCCUCUUUCUUUUUCUUCCUACUCUUCUCAAUUCCUUCGUAUUCCUUAACGAUUGCGCUGUGAUGUAUCGCACAUUCCAGAUCACCACUAGCGGAUUCUGACGUCGAUAAUGGAAGAGGGGGGGAGGUGGUUAAUAAAAUUUUUCCUUGAAUUGUACAUCAGACAGUUUGAACACAGUGAAUUUUAUGCAUAAGAAUUUGAUUCGCAGGCACCCGCGUUAAUCGGCCUGCUGCAUUAUUUUACUUAAAUUUUUUUAACAGAUUCAGUAAGAUUAAUUUUUUUUAAUUUGGAAGGGGGGAGGGUUAAUCUCAAACCCCCUCCCUAGAAUCCGCUAGUGCAGAUCACUACUCGAGUUCUUCUUCCUGUGUAAAUGCUGCAUUGGGUUUUAGAGACGUUAUGAGCGUCUGUUAUUUUCGUAGAGAAUAAAAUUGUCUACCGCCAAUCAUGUUGUAUCUGUUAAAGCUCCGUCGAUCGGACGGUGUACGACUACGAGUCGACAUUUGUAAACGAAGUAUCGUCGAGCGACGUAACGAAUCACACCGGACGAGCGUCGCGACUCUGCGCGUAGCCUUAGCCUUAGUUGGGACGUGGAACGUUUUAUUAUUGAGUUAUCUGUAAAAUAAUAAAAAAAAAUUAUGUAUUCUUGA
This is a messenger RNA of Monomorium pharaonis (pharaoh ant), 3027 nucleotides long. It is a transcript of the gene Usp1, whose product is annotated as ubiquitin carboxyl-terminal hydrolase 1. The coding region runs from base 311 to 2251 and encodes 646 amino acids. NCBI's taxonomy places the organism in Eukaryota, Metazoa, Arthropoda, Insecta, Hymenoptera, Formicidae. The transcript has 7 exons. Gene Ontology annotation, molecular function: cysteine-type deubiquitinase activity; cysteine-type endopeptidase activity. Gene Ontology annotation, cellular component: cytosol; nucleus. The record is from RefSeq and is a predicted model, not a curated record. Gene Ontology annotation, biological process: protein deubiquitination.